Salpingoeca rosetta is the source of this 1968-nucleotide messenger RNA. RefSeq lists its product as uncharacterized. The transcript is spliced from 5 exons. The coding region runs from base 1 to 1968 and encodes 655 amino acids. The record is from RefSeq and is a predicted model, not a curated record. Lineage: Eukaryota; Choanoflagellata; Craspedida; Salpingoecidae.
AUGGAUCGUCAGAGCCAUGGUACGAAGCAGCCAUCGCCCAUGGACUCGGCGUCAGCGCAGCACGCAGCCGCUUCUGGUUCCUCACAAGCCCCUGCUUCCGUCCCGCUUCAAACGUCGACGCCAAGUGCAGCCAUGAUGGCAGCCAUGCAGGCGCAGGCAACCAACCCCGCGCAGGCCUUCAUCACGCCUCCGUACCCUUACUUUCAGCAGCAACAGCAGCAGCAGCAACAACCACACAUGGUGCAACACCAGCCUCCACAGCAACAGCACAACAUGGUCUACCACCCUCGACCUCACCUGCCCACCUCCCAGGGGCAACAAGCACCCACAGCGACCAUGCCCCCAAGCUUUUCCCCCGCUCUCCAACUCCAAAGCAGGAUGUUUCCACAACACAUGAUGGCUGGUCCACAACAACAACAGCAGCAGCAGCAGCAGCAGGCGAUGGGAGCCGCGCUUGCGUUUGCUCAGCAGCAGCCCCAACAACAACAAGCGCAACAACAACCACAGCAGCAACAACCACAACAGCAACAACCACAACAGCAACAACCACAACAGCAGCAGCCAUCUGGUGCGUUUGCGCAGCCACCAAUGGGAGCACCCUUUGCGGGUAUGCCACCAACGCUUGCCGGCCAGCAGCCGCAACUGGCGAGCGCGACAGGAGGGCAGCAGGCACAACAGGCACUCGCACCCUCCUACAUGCCCUUUCCUGCAUUACAGCAGCUGCAAGCACAACAACAACAGCCACAACAGCAGCAGCAACAACCACAGAUGCAGCAAGGCCCACCCAGACCCAUCGCACAUCAGGAGCACGCCAUGGCGCUUCAACCGGCUUCAUAUCCAAUGAUGCAAAUGGCAUCCUUCGCCCCGGCUUCAUUUGGACAUCUGCAAAUGCCACCGCAGCUCAUGUUCCCCAUGCAAGCUGGUGCUCCACUGCACUCCCCACGCAAUGUCAGCUGCACAGCAACCUUCAUGGUCAAUGGCACUUCCAGGGACGAUGACUACCAUGGCUCUAACAUCUGGUCCUCACGCAGCCUCCCCAAUGACUCUGGCAACAGUGGCCACUCCAGGAACAGCGGUGCCUUCGAGCGAGGCAGCACCACUGGCAGCCAUUCGUUCCAGUUCCUUUUCGGCCAAGCAGACGGGAAAACACCAGUGCAAGCUGUGCGGCAAGUGCUUUGCCAGCAGCAGCAACUUGAGUCGCCACCGCCGCAUUCAUACCGGUACUGCGAUUACGCCUUCAACAACAGCAGCAACCGCCGCAAACAUGAGCGUGCUUACUGCCGCAAGCGCCCGGAGAUUGUUGGCUUCACGACGCCGGAGGAGCAAGCAGCAUGGGCGGCCAUGGGCUUCAUGUCCCCCGGCAUGAGCCUGUCGUUCCCCACCAGCUACGCCCAGCAAGGCCAGCAAGGCCAGCAACUGCAGCAGAUGCAGCAGAUGCAGCAGCACUUGCAAUCCCAGCUGCAACAGCAGCCACAGCAGGUGCAGCAAGGGCAGGCUGCCACGGCGUCCCAGGACGGCGGCCAGCAGGCCAGCGCCACAGUGAACGGCACCGCGAACGGUGCAAAGGAUACCGCCACCACUGCUGCCUCGACACGUGCGGACAUGGACGGCCACACCGAAACCCAAGGCGCAGAACCCAAGAGCGAGGCUGUCUCAGGUGCUUCGAUGACAAAGCUCAACAACCACGACCAAGGCCAACCGACUGGACUGGCAGCACAGGCCCGCUCGACGUCAGACGGUGCCAGCGCCUCUGUCAAGGAUGCCCGGAAAAGCAACACGACCGCGGGACGUCGCUCGCACCCUGACGGAAGUGACGACAGCAGCAGCGGCAGCAGUAGCAGUGGCAGUAGUAGCGACAGUGGUGGCGAUGGUGAUGCGGGCAGCGGCAGCAGUAGCAGUGGUAGCAGUAGUGACAGUAGCGGCAGCAGCGACGGGAGUGGCGAGCAUGGACCUGAUACGAGGGCAUAA